Molecule: messenger RNA, 1430 nt
Organism: Lates calcarifer (barramundi perch)
Lineage: Eukaryota; Metazoa; Chordata; Actinopteri; Centropomidae
Gene: nubpl
Product: nucleotide binding protein-like
Exons: 11
Coding region: 154-1224 (356 amino acids)
Biological process (GO): iron-sulfur cluster assembly; mitochondrial respiratory chain complex I assembly
Cellular component (GO): mitochondrion
Molecular function (GO): ATP binding; 4 iron, 4 sulfur cluster binding; ATP-dependent FeS chaperone activity
Source: RefSeq, a predicted model, not a curated record
UUAAAAUCUUAUCAUUGUCACUUUAUAAGUGAUCAUUUUGACUUUGUGUCAAACAUUCUGACAUAUAUUUCACAGUUUUCACUCAAAAAUUGAGAAGUUUUUCCUUGAUAUAUCAAAUGUUGACUUACAAGGUUAAAAACUUUGUGACUUAUAAUGUUUUCAUGCGUAAUUAGCGCAAACCUGAUGCGCAGCAAACUGCCAAUCCGAGCAGCAUCUAAACAGCCAAACAUGGCUCAGUUCACUUACAGCAGAUUGUCCCACUUACUGAGAAUAUCCGCGAAUAAACCUUCAGUUUUACGAACAGGGACAGAGAUGAAACAUGGACCUGCGUGUUGUUUACAGUUCAUACGCUGCCAGAGGUCAGUGGACAGUAAGGCAUUACAGGAGAGGCAGAAGCAGCAGAUGGCCAGAAGUCUUCCCAAACAGAAGCCCAUCGCUGGGGUCAAACAGGUCAUCGUUGUGGCUUCGGGAAAAGGUGGCGUUGGCAAAGUGUUUUCUGUCUGUGUUUCUGUCUCUGCAGUGAAUUUGGCUCUAGGAUUAAUGACCAACGAUCCGUCCAAGUCAGUCGGCCUGUUGGACGCUGAUGUCUACGGUCCGUCCAUUCCCAGACUGAUGAACCUGAAGGGAAACCCGGAGCUCACUGACAACAAUCAAAUGGUCCCUCUCACCAACUACGGGAUUCCUUGCAUGUCCAUGGGGUUCCUGGUGGAGGAUGUGGCUCCUAUCGUGUGGCGGGGGCUGAUGGUGAUGUCAGCGAUAGAGAAACUGCUCAGACAGGUGGACUGGGGGUUGUUGGAUUAUCUGGUGGUCGACAUGCCCCCUGGGACAGGAGACGUGCAGCUGUCAAUCACCCAGAACAUCCCGAUAGCAGGUGCCGUGAUCGUGUCGACACCGCAGGACAUCGCCCUGCUGGACGCUCGCAGAGGAGCCGAGAUGUUCAAGAAAGUUAACGUACCGGUUCUUGGUCUGGUGCAGAACAUGAGUGUCUUCCAGUGUCCCAACUGUAACCACCAGACCCACAUCUUCGGCUCCGACGGGGCCCGACAGCUCGCCGAAACCCUGGGAGUCCAGUUCUUAGGUGACGUUCCUCUUCACCUGAACAUCAGAGAGAUGUCAGACAGAGGAAAACCAGUGGUCGUCUCCUCUCCAGACAGCCCAGAGGCGGAGGCGUACAGGAAGGUGGCGUCUGCUGUGGUCCAGAGACUAGAGGAAGUCAACACUUGACCGACGGGACGUACAAACAUAGAUGUAAACACACAAACACACAGAACACAGACGAAAACGCACAAAGCUCUGCUCUGAUAACGCACAAUACAAGUUAAAUGUAAAGCACUGCUGUUAACAGUUUUUACUGUUUAUCACAGUAAUACUGAAGAAAUGUGAUUCUUUUAGUCAUGUGAUGAUGUUUAAUAAAACUGAAGUGAACUCUU